This is a messenger RNA of Letharia lupina, 594 nucleotides long. RefSeq lists its product as uncharacterized. The transcript has a single exon. Lineage: Eukaryota; Fungi; Ascomycota; Lecanoromycetes; Lecanorales; Parmeliaceae. The record is from RefSeq and is a predicted model, not a curated record. The coding region runs from base 1 to 594 and encodes 197 amino acids.
AUGCUUCAUGUUGCAACAUCAGCUGCCACAGCAGGUGGACAACACGGCAACGAGAUGCAUCCACCGCAGGCUCGAAGCUUCCCUGCACCUACACCAUUCGGCACGCUCAUCAUCAUACCUAUCGAACUACGCCUCAAAAUCUACCGCCUCCUCAUAGAGCGAGGCCAAUCGGCCGUCCUCCGCACUUCUCGAGCCACUAACGAGGAAGCGUUCGACAAGUCCUGCGAACAUGCUGUUUGCCGUCUCGCAUUCAACUGCUACUUGCCAUUUGAUAUCUGUCCGAGCCGAGUGCCUUGGGGUAUCAUACAAAAUCUUGAGCUCCGGGUACAAACCGUCAAAUACCACGAUACUUCUUGUAUCGGUUAUUUGAACACAUGGCUGCCGCGCUUUAGCGCAUCCAUGACAAACCUGAAGACAUGCAAGAUUCGCCUUGACUUUGGACCUGCCUACCAUUACGAACCAGAGAUUAUCACGGCCAUCAAAACCCUCGUGGCCCUGCAGAAGAUGACGCUGGCGAUCGCUGUGAACGCUGACCAGGACGCCCACAAUGAUGACGGCCUUCACGGAUCAAUCAUAGCCGGAUCGGGACCGUGA